Messenger RNA from Chenopodium quinoa (quinoa), 3119 nucleotides. RefSeq names its product pentatricopeptide repeat-containing protein At5g50280, chloroplastic-like. NCBI's taxonomy places the organism in Eukaryota, Viridiplantae, Streptophyta, Magnoliopsida, Caryophyllales, Amaranthaceae. Gene Ontology annotation, molecular function: protein binding. Bases 602 to 2731 code for a protein of 709 amino acids. The record is from RefSeq and is a predicted model, not a curated record. The transcript has 2 exons.
GGUGAUAAUUGUGUAUAACUCGUAUUAUGCAGUAGCCAAUUUAGUUGGUUAAAAUUUUAAGAAAUGAUAUCUAAAAUACGAAAUAAAAUCUUAGCUCUAGCAUUUGUCUUUUCUGAUUUUUUUUUUUUUUUCAAAAAAAAGCAUACUACGCAAAAUAUCCUUAUUCCUGUUGAAAAUCCCCUUUAAUAAACACUACGGAGUUAGGCAAUGAGGAAACUAACUCCUGCGUUUCGUCAAAAAGAAAGAGAGCAUUUUAUUUUUUUAUUUUUUGACAGAAGAAAUAGAGCAUUUUGAGAAAGCAAAGAGCUUCAGAGCCCAGAAGCUUUAUGGUGAGGACCUAUUUAUUGCAAUUUAAACAGAUUUUUAGCAAAGGGUUCUACUGUUGACUCUUUUAAUACUGUGGUUAUAUAAAUUUUCUUAGUGUUAUGUGCUUGCCUACCAAGUGUUCGACAAAAUGCCCAACUGAAACUCAGCUGAUAGUAUGAUACUAGUAACAACUAUUGAUUUGUAAGAAAAACUGAUCACUCAAUCUUACUGGGGUUCUUCAAAGUUCAAUUCUUCGUGCAAAACAAGGUGUGAAAUUUCCAGUAGAAUAACAAUAAUGGCUCUAAUGAGCCAUAAUCUUCCUUAUUUCACAUUCCUAAACUUCAAUCACAAUUCACUUCUCUUUCCUAAUUCCUCCAUCUUUAAUGGCGGGACUCAAAGAUUCAAACUUUUUUCUCUCUCCUCAGUACCUCCUCCUCCUUCUUCUAAUCCAUGUUCUUCCUCUGUAUCUACACCCCCCAUUUUUCUUCCUUACCUUGAAGAAGAAGAGGAGGUUGAAGAAGAAGAGCAAAACGAGAAAUACCCAGAUGACCCAAUUUACAGAUUCUUCAAAUCCCGAAAUUCAACUCAAGACCCGCCUCGGGAAUCCAGGUUAACCCUCCAGAAAAAACGUCGAACUGCUUGGCAUUUGGCUGAUGACAAUGAGGACACCGAAACCGAAACCGAAAUCGGAUUCGAGCUUAUGGGCGAAAGAAUAGAGGAGAGGAAUGAAUUGGGUGAUGAUGAGAGGCCUGAGAUUGAGGGUAUUGUAGGGGAAAUAUUGGGAAUUGCGAGGAAUUUACCGGAGAAUUCGACGUUGGGAGAGGAGUUGAGUGGAUAUGAAGGAGUAGGGGAGACAGAAUGUGUGGAGGUGUUGGAGUUUAUGAUUCAAGAAGGUAUGAUGAUGAGUUGCUUGUAUUUUUAUGAGUGGAUGGGGUUGCAGGAACCCUCUAUGGUUACUCCUAGAGCUUGUUCUGUGUUGUUUCCUGCAUUGGGGAGGGCUAGGAUGGGUGGUAAGCUGAUGAUUUUGUGGAGGAAUUUGCCUGAUUCGAGCGAUUUUAGGGAUGUUCAUGUUUAUAAUGCUGCAAUGUCUGGGCUAUUAACCAGUGGAAGGUAUCAAGAUGCUUGGAAGGUGUAUGAGGAAAUGGAGAUGAAUAAUAUCCUCCCAGAUCGUGUGACAGGUUCUACUAUGAUUACUGUCAUGAGAAAGGAAGGCAGAAAAGCCAAAGAUGCAUGGGAAUUUUUCGAAAGAAUGAAUAGAAAAGGAAUCAAAUGGAGUUUAGAGGUUGUAGGAGCUCUGAUCAAAUCAUUUUGUGAUGAGGGAUUGCAGAAACAAGCCUUGAUCAUUCAGGGAGAGAUGGAGAAGAAAGGAAUUUCCUCGAAUACCAUAAUAUAUAACACCCUUAUAGAUGCUUAUUGUAAAUCCAACCAGCUUGAAGAAGCUGAAGCUCUCUUUGUUGAAAUGAAGACCAAAGGCCUUUCGCCUUCAACUGCCACCUACAAUAUUUUUAUGAAUGCUUACAGCAAAAGGAUGCAACCAGAGGUUGUGGAGAAUAUUCUUGAGGAAAUGCAGAACACUGGCCUAGAACCAAAUGUCAAAUCAUACACAAAUCUGAUUAGUGCAUAUGGGAGACAGAAGAAGAUGAGUGAUAUGGCUGCUGAUGCAUUCUUGAGGAUGAAAAAAGCUGGUAUAAAGCCAACUUCUCAUUCCUAUACUGCCCUGAUUCAUGCAUAUUCAAUUAGUGGUUGGCAUGAAAAAGCAUAUAAAGCAUUUGAGAACAUGCGGAGGGAAGGAAUUAAACCCUCUAUAGAAACAUAUACUGCUCUUCUUGAUGCAUUCAGGCGAGCUGGGGAUGUACAAACAUUAAAGGAAAUAUGGAAAUCCAUGAUUCAGGAGAAAAUUGAAGGGACUCGGGUAACCUUCAACAUUCUUCUUGAUGGAUUUGCAAAGCAGGGUCAUUAUGUGGAAGCAAGGGAUGUUAUCUGUGAAUUUGGAAAGAUCGGUUUCCAACCAACAGUGAUAACAUAUAAUAUGCUAAUAAAUGCAUAUGCACGAGGAGGACAAGAUUUAAAGUUGCCGCAGUUAUUGAAGGAGAUGAUUGCUCUAAACUUGAAGCCUGAUUCUGUUACAUACGCCACUAUGAUCUAUGCUUUUGUUCGUGUUCGUGAUUUCAAAAGGGCUUUUUAUUACCACAAACAGAUGGUUAAAAGUGGGCAAAUCCCAGAUGCUGAAUCGUAUCAGAAGCUCAGAUCAAUUUUGAACGUAAAAGCGGCUGUAAAGAACAAGAAGGACAAGAGUGCCAUACUUGGUAUAGUUAAUAGCAAAAUGGGUAUGGUGAAAGAUAAAAGGAAAGUUCAGAAAGAUGAAUUCUGGAAGAACAAGAAGAAAAAUGUGAGAUUUCACAAUCCUGAUCAUGUUGGACGAUGAGUUACAGUCCAGCUUGUGCUAAAACUUCUUACAAGUCAACUGGAAAUUCGGGGUAAUACUCAAACCUUGGGGAUACUAAAGUGCUUUUCUUGGCUCAGUCAGCUUUCCCUGUGUCUUGCGUGCCUGAAACUGUAAGGCUAGAUAGCUAACAAUCUGCACAAAGUCAAGUACAAUGUCCAUGAUCAACUUGGACCUCUUCUCUUUUCAUGUAUAUUUUUUAUAUGUAUUUCUGUUGUAGUGUAUAGAAUUAAAUGGAAAGGUAUAAACAACUGUUCUGAAUUGCCGACUGUUUUUUGCUGAUGGCUUCAUGUUUUCCUUCACAUGCCUUGAAUGUCAUGUCACAUGUAGUUUGCUAUCUUCCCCCUGAAUAAAUGGACUACUUUACUCA